This is a messenger RNA of Salarias fasciatus (jewelled blenny), 4153 nucleotides long. RefSeq names its product catenin (cadherin-associated protein), alpha 1 (gene ctnna1). The coding region runs from base 190 to 2913 and encodes 907 amino acids. NCBI's taxonomy places the organism in Eukaryota, Metazoa, Chordata, Actinopteri, Blenniiformes, Blenniidae. Gene Ontology annotation, biological process: cell-cell adhesion; cell migration. The record is from RefSeq and is a predicted model, not a curated record. Gene Ontology annotation, cellular component: actin cytoskeleton; catenin complex; adherens junction. The transcript is spliced from 18 exons. Gene Ontology annotation, molecular function: beta-catenin binding; actin filament binding; structural molecule activity.
CUGAUUCACGUCGGAACACUCUCCACCGAAACCUGUCAGCAUUUCAACAUCUUUCACAGCCACUCAUAUCCCAACUUUUUUUUUUUUUUGUUAGGAUUGUAUUUUGUUUCUUUCCCACCUCUGAGAGGAAGUACCUCGCUCGGCGGUGAAGAGCGCUUCUUUCCCGGGACUGUGAGAUAACUCAACACCAUGACAACCAUCAACACAGCGAACAUCAAUUUCAAAUGGGACCCAAAGAGCCUGGAGAUCCGUACUCUGGCAGUGGAGAGGCUGCUGGAGCCUCUGGUCACCCAGGUCACCACUUUGGUAAACUCCAGCAACAAAGGUCCAUCCAACAAGAAGAAGGGGCGCUCCAAGAAGGCUCAUGUUUUGGCUGCAUCAGUAGAGACGGCUACACAGAACUUCCUGGAGAAAGGAGAAAAGAUUGCCAAAGAAAGUCAGUUCCUUAAGGACGAGCUGACUGCUGCUGUGGAAGAUGUCCGCAAGCAAGGCGAGUCGAUGCGACAGGCCUCAGGUGAGUUUGCAGAAGACCCCUGCUCCUCUGUGAAGAGGGGCAACAUGGUCCGUGCUGCCAGAGCCCUCCUGUCUGCCGUCACACAUCUGCUGGUGCUGGCGGACAUGUCUGAUGUUUACAAGCUCCUGCUGCAGCUUAAGAUGGUGGAAGACGGUCUGAUCAAAGUGCGCAACGCAGGAACUGAGCAGGACCUGGGAAUCCAAUAUAAGGCCUUGAAACCGGAAGUGGACAAGCUGAACAUGAUGGCUGCCAAGAGACAGCAGGAGCUUAAAGAUGUCCACCACAAGGACCAAAUGGCUGCGGCGCGCGGAGUGCUUCAGAGGAACAUCCCCAUGCUGUACACAGCGUCCCGCGCCUGCCUGCAGCACCCUGACGUGGCGGCCUACAAGGCGAACCGUGACCUGAUCUACAAGCAGCUCCAGCACGCGGUGUCUGGCAUCUCCAACGCCGCUCAGGCCACUACCUCCGAAGACUCGGCGCUCAGUCAGGCAGCAGGGGGCGGAGAGCUUGCCUUUGCCCUCAACAAUUUUGACAAACAAAUCAUCGUGGACCCCCUGGCAUUCAAUGAGGAGCGCUUCCGUCCGUCCCUGGAGGAGCGCCUUGAGAGCAUCAUCAGCGGCGCUGCCCUCAUGGCUGACUCUUCAUGCACACGUGAUGACCGCAGGGAGCGGAUCGUGGCUGAGUGCAACUCUGUGCGCCAGGCUCUUCAGGACCUUCUGUCUGAGUACAUGGGCAAUGCAGGAAGAAAGGACAGAAGUGAUGCUCUGAACACAGCCAUCGACAGGAUGACAAAGAAGACCAGAGACCUUCGCAGACAGCUGCGCAAGGCCGUGAUGGACCACGUCUCUGACUCAUUCCUGGAGACCAAUGUUCCCCUCCUGGUCCUGAUUGAAGCUGCCAAAAAUGGCAACGAGAAAGAAGUGAAGGAGUACGCACAGGUGUUCCGUGAGCACGCCAACAAACUGAUCGAGGUGGCUAACCUGGCAUGCUCCAUUUCCAACAAUGAGGAGGGAGUGAAGCUGGUCCGCAUGGCAGCGUCUCAACUGGAAACUCUGUGUCCCCAGGUGAUUAAUGCAGCGUUGGCCCUUGCUGCCAAGCCCAACAGUAAGGUGGCCCAGGACAAUAUGGAUCUGUUCAAGGAUCAGUGGGAGAAGCAGGUCCGCGUUCUCACUGAUGCCGUCGAUGACAUAACAUCGAUUGACGACUUCCUCUGUGUGUCUGAGAACCACAUCCUGGAGGAUGUAAACAAGUGUGUCAUCGCGCUGCAAGAGAAAGAUGUGGACGGUCUGGACCGCACCGCCGGGGCUAUUCGAGGCCGUGCUGCCAGAGUUGUGCACGUGGUCACAUCUGAGAUGGACAAUUAUGAACCUGGAGUCUACACAGAGAAGGUCCUGGAGGCCACUAAACUCCUCACUGAUACAGUCAUGCCACGGUUCACAGAGCAAGUGGAGUCUGCAGUGGAGGCCUUGAGUGCAAACCCCACGCAGCCCGUGGAUGAGAAUGAGUUCAUCGACGCCUCCCGCCUGGUGUAUGAUGGCAUCCGCGACAUCCGUAAGGCUGUCCUCAUGAUCAGGACUCCGGAGGAACUGGAUGACUCCGACUUCGAGACGGAGGACUUCGACGUCCGCAGCAGGACCAGCGUGCAGACGGAGGACGACCAGCUCAUUGCUGGCCAGAGCGCCCGUGCUAUCAUGGCCCAGUUGCCCCAGGAGCAGAAGGCGAAGAUUGCGGAGCAGGUGGCGAGCUUCCAGGAAGAGAAGAGCAAGCUGGACGCGGAGGUGUCCAAGUGGGACGACAGCGGAAACGACAUCAUUGUGUUGGCUAAACAGAUGUGCAUGAUCAUGAUGGAGAUGACAGACUUCACCAGGGGGAAAGGGCCACUGAAAAACACGUCGGAUGUCAUCAGCGCUGCCAAGAAGAUCGCCGAGGCCGGAUCAAGGAUGGACAAGCUGGGUCGCACCAUUGCUGACAAUUGCCCGGACUCCACCUGCAAGCAGGACCUGCUGGCCUACCUGCAGCGCAUCGCCCUGUACUGCCACCAGCUCAACAUCUGCAGCAAGGUCAAGGCCGAAGUUCAGAACCUGGGGGGAGAGCUGGUCGUGUCCGGGCUGGACAGCGCCAUGUCCCUCAUCCAGGCCGCCAAGAACCUGAUGAACACGGUGGUGUCCACCGUCAAGGCGUCCUACGUGGCGUCCACCAAGUACCAGAAGAGCAAGAACAUGGAGUCGCUCAACAUGCCGGCCAUCUCCUGGAGGAUGAAAGCCCCCGAGAAGAAGCCCCUGGUGAAGAGGGAGAAGCAGGACGACGGCCAGACCAACAGGGUCAAGAGGUCGUCCCACAAGAAGCACGUCAACCCCGUGCAGGCCCUGAGCGAGUUCAGGGCCAUGGAUAACAUCUAGAGAGCCGCGCCGCUCAGAUUAUCAGUUUAUAUAUAGAUCCAGCUGUCAGAGAAUAAAGGUUUUAACAUAUUUCUUCUAUCUUUCCAUUGACGGCUUGUCCGUUUGACCCGUUCUAAUCCGUUUCUGUUGCACACGCUCACACGGACUCCUGUCGUUCACCGUCUGCUCUGGUAGGCGCUGUUAGAGGGAAAUCAACUGGACAAAGUCUGUUUUUGUUUUUUUUUUUAAUGUGUAUAUUUCUCACUUUUCCUCCAUGUGUAUGAGGCGGGCGUGGCUUCAUUAGAUGAGAGAACUAAUUCCAGGUUGCUUUUGAUUUUCUUAGUUGCAGCCGCGGCUUCAUCUCCGGGGGUUUUCCACUGUAAUGUUUGAUCGUGGCCGGAUACCUUUUCUACUGCAAAUAUCAGCUAUGCAAAUUUCUCAGCUGCCUUAUUCUACGUGUAGUCAGUGUGGACGUGCUGGGCUGAGACUGUUCUCCACGUGCCUCCAUUUUUUAUUCCCUCACGCCGCCGUAAACUAAACAUUUUUAGCGUGUGUCCGUGUGACUCUUGAUUUGUACUCUUCUUAUGAUUUAUCCAUCUCGAGUGGCUUUCUUUUUCCUGUUGACGAACCAAAGGUGGCGGAUUCCUGUUGAGCACGCGGCCGGCCCAGGCUCUGUGGCUGAGCCCCCGCGGCUCGCCGUCGCCGCGUCAGAGCCCGGCGGGCCGGAGAGCGAGCGGAGCGUGCAUGAGUCCUGUCCAAAGCCGGCAAGCUUCAUUAACUGUCAAAGAGACCAAACACCUCCACUUUCCCAAUGUCUCCAAGCCCGGGGAUCAAUACGCUCCCUCCCGACGGCCCGAGACAGCGGCCGGCUGACGUCGGGCUUUCGUUGCUUGUGUUCCUCGUCUUUAAGCCCGUACACUAAUCGAGACUUUACGUCAUGUACAAUCCUUAGAAGCAACCCUCCAGAUGUAGAGCUUUGCGAUGCAUGCUUUUAUUAGAUUUUUUACCUCCAUCAAACCUCCAGGUUGGAUUAAUGUGUUGCGAGGCUCUGAGAUGGAACAUCUGUGAGCCGCAGCAGGACGGGCGGGCCGGGCCGGGCCGUUCCCCAGGUGGCGUUAGGUUUGGAUUUCAAUCCAGAGUGAUAUCAAUCUCCUUUGCCGUGGAUUCCCCUUUUUGUUAUUGAGAGCUGACUUAUUAGUGCACACGUUUCUGAUAUCAAUGUGCUUGCUUUAUAUCUUAAUAAAGAUUGAAAAGAAUAAAA